This is a messenger RNA of Rotaria sp. Silwood2, 735 nucleotides long. NCBI's taxonomy places the organism in Eukaryota, Metazoa, Rotifera, Eurotatoria, Philodinida, Philodinidae. The record is from the annotation of a GenBank genome assembly.
AUGCCUGGAUCAACGGAGAAAAUUAUUAAAAAUGUACAUGAAAUAACAGAAGAAUUAUAUAAACAACAUGAUUUUAAUCGUUUAUUACGUAUUUUACAACGCUUUGGAAGUCAACGUGAUGAAAUUAAACGAAAAGAUUCAAUACAAAAUUCAUCAGAUACUGAACAUGAAAUUGAUUUUUCUUUAGAUUUUACUGAUCGGUCAACGUAUGACAAAAAGCGAUCAAUGGUAUCCGUCAUAACAACUACAAUUACAAAACGAAAAAGAGGACAUGGAGAUGAUGAUGAAUCGAAAUCUUCCAUGCAAACAAAACAAGUUCGUAUUAAUAAUAUUAAUCGUGUUUAUGAUUAUUGUCUUAAUAAUGUAACUUGUCGACGAACACAGCUUUUAGAAUACUUUGGUGAAUUAUUUCCAUCAUCUGAAUGUAAACGUAUAAUAUCAACUGAAUGUGAUAAUUGUCGACAAGUAUAUAAAACAUCAUCUAUUGAUUGUACACGAUUGUCAAUUGAAAUUCUAAAAUUAGUAUCGGAUUUAAAUCAAAUAAACUCAACAUUACCUUAUAUUAUUGAUAUAUUACGUGGAGUUGAUAAUAAAACAAUUCGAGAUGCUGGUCAUCAUCGUUUACGUGCAUUUAAUUCAUGUCAUCAAUUAACUCGACUUGGUACAGAAAACAUAUUUAUAGAUUUUGUUUUUAGAAUUGGAUGUACUAGUAUCACAAUUAAAGCUGCCAUUUGA